Kogia breviceps (pygmy sperm whale) is the source of this 1802-nucleotide messenger RNA. RefSeq names its product heterogeneous nuclear ribonucleoprotein A2/B1 (gene HNRNPA2B1). NCBI's taxonomy places the organism in Eukaryota, Metazoa, Chordata, Mammalia, Artiodactyla, Physeteridae. The record is from RefSeq and is a predicted model, not a curated record. Gene Ontology annotation, molecular function: mRNA 3'-UTR binding; single-stranded telomeric DNA binding. Gene Ontology annotation, cellular component: catalytic step 2 spliceosome. Gene Ontology annotation, biological process: mRNA transport; mRNA splicing, via spliceosome.
UCGGGGGGAAGGUUCUAGAAAAGCGGCGGCAGCGGCUCUAGCGGCAGUAGCAGCAGCGCCGGGUCCAGAGUGGAGGUGCUCCUAGCGGUGUUGUUUCUCGAGGAGCGGCAGUUCUCACUACAGCGCCAGGACGAGUCCGGUUCGUGUUCGUCCGCGGAGAUCUCUCUCAUCUCGCUCGGCUGCGGGAAAUCGGGCUGAAGCGACUGAGUCCGCGAUGGAGAAAACUUUAGAAACUGUUCCUUUGGAGAGGAAAAAGAGAGAAAAGGAACAAUUCCGUAAACUCUUUAUUGGUGGCUUGAGCUUUGAAACUACAGAAGAAAGUUUGAGGAACUACUACGAGCAAUGGGGAAAACUUACAGACUGUGUGGUAAUGAGGGAUCCUGCAAGCAAAAGAUCAAGAGGAUUUGGUUUUGUAACUUUUUCAUCCAUGGCUGAGGUUGAUGCUGCCAUGGCUGCAAGACCUCAUUCAAUUGAUGGGAGAGUGGUUGAGCCAAAACGUGCUGUUGCAAGAGAGGAAUCUGGAAAGCCAGGGGCUCAUGUAACUGUGAAGAAGCUGUUUGUAGGUGGAAUUAAAGAAGAUACUGAGGAACAUCAUCUUAGAGAUUACUUUGAGGAAUAUGGAAAAAUUGAUACCAUUGAGAUAAUUACCGAUAGGCAGUCUGGAAAGAAAAGAGGCUUUGGGUUUGUUACUUUUGAUGACCAUGAUCCUGUGGAUAAGAUUGUGUUGCAGAAAUACCAUACUAUCAAUGGUCAUAAUGCAGAAGUAAGGAAGGCUUUAUCUAGACAAGAAAUGCAGGAAGUCCAAAGUUCUAGAAGUGGAAGAGGAGGCAACUUUGGUUUUGGAGAUUCUCGCGGUGGUGGUGGAAAUUUUGGACCAGGACCAGGAAGUAACUUCAGAGGAGGAUCUGAUGGAUAUGGAAGUGGUCGUGGAUUUGGGGAUGGCUAUAAUGGGUAUGGAGGAGGACCUGGAGGUGGCAAUUUUGGAGGUAGCCCUGGUUAUGGAGGAGGAAGAGGAGGAUAUGGUGGUGGAGGACCUGGAUAUGGCAACCAGGGUGGGGGCUACGGAGGUGGUUAUGACAACUAUGGAGGAGGAAAUUAUGGAAGUGGAAAUUACAAUGAUUUUGGAAAUUAUAACCAGCAACCUUCUAACUACGGUCCAAUGAAGAGUGGAAACUUUGGUGGUAGCAGAAACAUGGGGGGACCAUAUGGUGGAGGAAACUAUGGUCCAGGAGGCAGUGGAGGAAGUGGGGGUUAUGGAGGGAGAAGCCGAUAUUGAGCUUCUUCCUAUUUACCAUGGGCUUCACUGUAUAAAUAGGAGAGGAUGAGAGCCCAGAGGUAACAGAACAGCUUCAGGUUAUCGAAAUAACAAUGUUAAGGAAACUCUUAUCUCAGUCAUGCAUAAAUAUGCAGUGAUAUGGCAGAAGACACCAGAGCAGAUGCAGAGAGCCAUUUUGUGAAUGGAUUGGAUUAUUUAAUAACAUUACCUUACUGUGGAGGAAGGAUUGUAAAAAAAAAAAAAAAAAAUGCCUUUGAGACAGUUUCUUAGCUUUUUAAUUGUUGUUUCUUUCUAGUGGUCUUUGUAAGAGUGUAGAAGCAUUCCUUCUUUGAUAAUGUUAAAUUUGUAAGUUUCAGGUGACAUGUGAAACCUUUUUUAAGAUUUUUCUCAAAGUUUUGAAAAGCUAUUAGCCAGGAUCAUGGUGUAAUAAGACAUAACGUUUUUCCUUUAAAAAAAAUUUAAGUGCGUGUGUAGAGUUAAGAAGCUGUUGUACAUUUAUGAUUUAAUAAAAUAAUUCUAAAGGAAA